Odobenus rosmarus divergens (Pacific walrus) is the source of this 1395-nucleotide messenger RNA. RefSeq names its product matrix metallopeptidase 8 (neutrophil collagenase) (gene MMP8). Lineage: Eukaryota; Metazoa; Chordata; Mammalia; Carnivora; Odobenidae. The record is from RefSeq and is a predicted model, not a curated record. Gene Ontology annotation, biological process: extracellular matrix organization; proteolysis; collagen catabolic process. The transcript has 10 exons. Gene Ontology annotation, cellular component: extracellular matrix. Gene Ontology annotation, molecular function: zinc ion binding; metalloendopeptidase activity. Bases 193 to 1395 code for a protein of 400 amino acids.
AGGAUACUCCCUCCCCUGUUGCUCCUCUCCGCACGGCUCGCCCAGGCCUUCGCCGUCCCCGGGGCAUCCCCCGAAGAGAAGAACGCGCGAGUCGUUCAGGAUUACCUAGAAAAGUUCUACCAGUUACCUCCGAAAGGAUUCCUGUCUGAGAGGCAGAACAGCUCUAGUGUGAUUGUUGAGAGGCUGAAAGAGAUGCAGCGGUUCUUUGGGUUGAACGAGACGGGGAAGCCAGAUCGCGAGACGCUGGAGAUGAUGCGGAAGCCUCGCUGCGGGGUGCCCGACAGUGGAGACUUCAUGUUAACCCCGGGAAACCCCAAGUGGAAACAAAUGAACCUGACCUACAGGAUUAUUAAGUACACGACACAGUUGUCAAAGGCCGAUGUGGAAGAUGCUAUUAAGAAAGCCUUUCAAGUGUGGAGCAACGUGUCACCCCUGACCUUCACCAAGAUCUCUCAGGGAGAAGCAGACAUUAGGAUCGCCUUUGUCCGAGGAGAUCAUGGCGACAAUUCUCCAUUUGAUGGACCCAAUGGGAUCCUCGCUCAUGCCUUUCAGCCGGGCCGAGGUAUUGGGGGAGACGUUCACUUCGAUGCAGAAGAAACGUGGACGUUAACUUCCAGCAAUUACAAUUUGUUUCUUGUUGCCGCCCAUGAAUUUGGCCACUCCUUGGGGCUUGCUCACUCCACUGACCCCGGUGCCUUGAUGUAUCCCACCUACGCUUUCCAAGACCCCAGCACCUACAACCUCCCUCAAGAUGACAUCAACGGCAUUCAGGCCAUCUAUGGUCCUUCAAACAACCCUGUCCAACCAACCGGACCAAGCACACCCAAAGCCUGUGACCCCAGACUGACGUUUGACGCCAUUGCCACCCUCCGUGGAGAAAUACUGUUCUUUAAAGACAAGUACUUCUGGAGGAGACACCCUCAGCUGAGUAUCGUUGAACUCAAUUUCAUCUCUCUAUUCUGGCCAUCCCUGCCCAGUGGUAUACAGGCGGCCUAUGAGGAUGUGGACAAGGACCUCGUUUUCCUAUUUAAAGGCUGCCGGUACUGGGCUCUGAGGGGCUAUGAUGUUGAGCAAGGUUAUCCCAGGGACAUCUCAGACUACGGCUUCCCAAGCAGUGUCCAAGCGAUUGAUGCAGCUGUUUACUACAGGAGAAAAACCUACUUCUUUGUAAAUGACCAAAUCUGGAGAUAUGAUAACCAAAGACAAUCCAUGGAACCAGGUUAUCCCAAAAGCAUAGCAGGUCUCUUUCCAGGAAUAGAAAGCAAAGUUGAUGCAGUUUUCCAGCAGAAUCAUUUCUUCCUUUUCUUCAGUGGACAAACAUAUUAUGCAUUUGAUCUUAGUGCUCACAGGGUUACUAGGAUUGAUAGAAGCAAUCGAUGGCUCAACUGCAGAUAA